Molecule: messenger RNA, 711 nt
Organism: Theileria equi strain WA
Lineage: Eukaryota; Apicomplexa; Aconoidasida; Piroplasmida; Theileriidae
Product: Ras-related protein Rab7 small GTP-binging protein
Exons: 5
Coding region: 33-680 (215 amino acids)
Molecular function (GO): GTPase activity; GTP binding
Source: RefSeq, a predicted model, not a curated record
ACACUAUUUGUAUUCAUUCUUAAGUAUAUAAAAUGGCUAGAAAGAGACCAAUAUUGAAAAUUAUAAUUCUCGGGGACAGCGGAGUUGGGAAAACGUCGCUCAUGAACCAGUUCAUCAACAAGAAAUUCACCAAUCAGUACCGUGCAACAAUUGGUGCCGACUUUUUGACCCAGGAGAUGACUGUGGACGAUAAAGAGGUCACGCUUCAGAUAUGGGAUACAGCUGGUCAAGAAAGGUUUCAGAGCCUAGGAAAGGCGUUUUAUAGAGGAGCGGACUGCUGUAUGUUGGUGUACGAUACUACAAAUCAGAAAACAUUUGAAUCUGUCGAGUCAUGGAAAUCUGAAUUCCUUAUUCAGGUAGAGCCAAAGGAUCCAGACUCGUUUCCAUUUGCGUUGAUUGGCAACAAGAUUGACGACACCGCAAACAGGAAGGUUAGCUCUAAUAAGGCUUUGACCUGGUGCAAGGCAAAUAACAACAUUCCACAUUUUGAAACUAGCGCCAAGACAGCACACAACGUGGUGAGCGCGUUUGUUGAGAUCGCAAAGCGUGCUAUUAUGCGAGAUACGCAAGACGAUGAAAUUUACAUCCCGGACACACUCUUGUUGGAUAGAAGAAACGUAAACAACGGCCCGGGAAAUUGUUCCAGAGGUCUAACAAAUUUCGUUGGUUGCGAAUACUAAUAGUGAUACAAUUUUAAAAAUUAAUGUCUCU